AUGGUUGGAAAGAUCGUGGGAUUUGGCCUUACAAUCCUCGCGCUCUUACCAACCAUCAAGUCGAUAUCACCUCCUUCAUCUGUGCAAAAACUACGUCGCUAUGUCAACAAGAUCGAGAAAUCACUUGAUGGCAUAAAGGAUAUCUUAGAUGAGAGCAGCCCGGGCCUCAUACGCCGUAUAAAAACGGUUAACCAAGGCAGUCUUAUAAUGGCUGAUUUGGGUGAGCUACACCGUGAGAACUUCACACAGAUUCGUGAUACUGCCAAACGUAAGGCUGCAAAAAGAACUAAGCGCCAGGUUAAGGCCGUUGGUGCGCUUUAUGUAAAAGAUGCAAACCGCCUCAUAAAACACCGCCAUGAUGGAGAUUUGAUGAAAAUUCAUAAACGCUAUAUCCUUGGAGAGCGGCAACAGGGUGAGGAAGAGGAGGCUCCAGCGCCUCAAACCCCAGGCUUUUUUAUCGAUACUACGGGUAAUAGGUAA
This is a messenger RNA of Talaromyces stipitatus ATCC 10500, 480 nucleotides long. RefSeq lists its product as uncharacterized. The transcript is spliced from 2 exons. NCBI's taxonomy places the organism in Eukaryota, Fungi, Ascomycota, Eurotiomycetes, Eurotiales, Trichocomaceae. The coding region runs from base 1 to 480 and encodes 159 amino acids. The record is from RefSeq and is a predicted model, not a curated record.